This is a messenger RNA of Argiope bruennichi, 716 nucleotides long. RefSeq lists its product as uncharacterized. Gene Ontology annotation, molecular function: structural constituent of chitin-based larval cuticle. The annotation marks the transcript as partial. The transcript is spliced from 3 exons. The record is from RefSeq and is a predicted model, not a curated record. Gene Ontology annotation, cellular component: chitin-based extracellular matrix. NCBI's taxonomy places the organism in Eukaryota, Metazoa, Arthropoda, Arachnida, Araneae, Araneidae.
GGUGGUCCAGGAGGAAGUCUUGGUGGUGGAUAUGGAGGAAUUGGUGGAGGACUUGGUGGUGGAUACGGAGGAAUUGGCGGAGGUCUUGUAGGAGGAUAUGGAGGAGUCGGGUCCGGGUCUGGAAGUUGGGGAUCAGGCGCAGAAAGCCAGCCCAGACCUUAUUCCACAGGAUUCCAGGCACCCGAUGGACAAGGAGGGGGUUCUUUCAGAACAGAGCAAGGAGAUGCUAGCGGCAAUGUCAGGGGCAGUUACGGAUACAGAGAUGCCCAGGGGCUUUACCGAAUGGUUGAAUAUUCAGCCGGACCUGCCGGAUUUACUGCAACCGUCAACACCAAUGAGCCAGGAGUCGAUGGAAAAGAAAACCCCGCUGAUGUCAUCAUGAAUGUUGAGAAGACACCCGCUGGAAUCCAGGAACGAUACACAAGACCCGCAGGAUCUGGAUCUGGUGGACGAGGUGGUUAUGGAGCAGGGUCUGCUGGAGGAUACGGAGGUGGCUCAGCUGGAUAUGGAGGUGGUGCAGGUGGAUAUGGAGCUGGAGGUUAUGGAGGAGCUGGUGGCUUUGGAGGCAUGGGAGGAUUUGGUGGUGGAAUCAGUGGAGGUUUUUCAUCUGGAUCCUACUCCCGAGGAGGAAUGGGUGUUCGAAGUGGAAAAAGUGGUUAUUAAUCAUCAUCAAAACUUUCUUACGUGAAAUUUGAUCUGUGAUUUUUGGAUGGGAA